Molecule: messenger RNA, 2443 nt
Organism: Sinocyclocheilus anshuiensis
Lineage: Eukaryota; Metazoa; Chordata; Actinopteri; Cypriniformes; Cyprinidae
Product: bile acid receptor-like
Exons: 11
Coding region: 820-2268 (482 amino acids)
Biological process (GO): bile acid signaling pathway; cell differentiation; negative regulation of inflammatory response
Cellular component (GO): RNA polymerase II transcription regulator complex
Molecular function (GO): RNA polymerase II cis-regulatory region sequence-specific DNA binding; zinc ion binding; nuclear receptor activity
Source: RefSeq, a predicted model, not a curated record
GCAUCCUGUGAGUUAAGAGCAUCAGGGCGGGAUCUGCAACCCUCAGAAUGUCCCCUCUGCCCCCAGCGAAGGACAUGAAGGGCCCACCCAUGGAGCAGAAGAGGAGUUGGGGUCUCUGUGCGUGUGUGUGAGAGAGCGAGAGAGACAGAUAAGGGGGUCUUGAGUUGCGUGCCUCCAGCUGAAUUGUGUAGUGACACGUGGGAGUGUGUCGGGGUGGUUGUGAAACCCUGGCUGAGCAUGUUCGUUCUCUGAGGAGCGGCAGAAGAAGAAUGGAGAGAUAGCGUGUGCUCAUCCAUCAGUUAGAUGAACUAGGGCUGUUUAUAAACACUGGGCUGCUGGGAAUGUUCUAAUGAGCCCACUCAUUCGCAUAGUGUGCAUCCAGAAAUCAGUCAUUAUAUUUUACUUAAACAACUCCUCAUUCCCAUCACGGCCCUCUCUGAUUGUGUUCAACAGGUCCAAACCGUUAAAUACCUAUUCAGAACUUUUUCUGCCAACAGUGAGUUGAUCUUGAUCUUGAAAGCUGGACAGGACGACGUUAAAGUGUCUUUUUUGAUGUAUUACCGACUUUCCGUGCCCCUGUGUUUAAACUUGCACACGUACUGGUAUGUGUUUGAAUUAACGGUUUGUGUUGGAGGGAAGUGCAGUUUGUUUUGCGCAUGUGUGUUCCAGUGUGUGUUUGGCAAGUGUUGGACGUCGGGCUGAACUGCUGUCAGUGUCAACAUCACAAAUGCAAGAGGCAUAUCAAGCUGAGAUCCAGCACAUGCAACAUCAGAGCUGAUUCAGACAUUCUCAGUGAAGAGCGAGAAUCCAACUGAUCAGAUGAGAGAGGGGACAGAUCCUGAGCUGAGCAUGUCUAUCGGCGGCUACCUCUCCACAUCAGACACAUUUGACAUCACAGAGCCGUCACAGUACUAUGAUGAUCUUGUGGAUCCACUGAGCUGCUCUUAUCAGGAACCAGAUCUACAAAGCCCUCUCUAUGGCCACCAGCCGUUCAGCCACGUCAAUGUGCAGUUUUCAAUGUAUGGAGCGCCAAACGCUCAAGCAUGCAACCCGCCGUACCCCUACAGCCAUCAGUGCUCUGAAUUCACCUGUGAACCAGACAUGGAGGUCCAAAGCCCAACAAGAGGCAGCAUUGUCGGUCUUCAAGUGCCAAAAAGGCCCAGGAUGAACCAUGGAGCUCAAGUGAAGGGCCAGGAUGAGCUGUGUGUGGUGUGUGGAGAUAAAGCCUCGGGAUAUCACUACAAUGCCCUCACCUGUGAGGGAUGCAAAGGUUUCUUCAGACGCAGCGUGACUAAAAAGGCAGUGUACCGCUGCAAGAGUGGUGGAAGCUGUGAGAUGGACAUGUACAUGCGGAGAAAGUGUCAGGACUGCAGACUGCGCAAGUGCAGAGCCGUCGGGAUGCUGGCAGAGUGUCUGCUUACAGAGGUGCAAUGCCAGUCAAAGAGACUGAGGAAGGGCACCAAUCACAGAGGACACAACGGAUCAACAGGAAGAGCUGAAGAUGACUACACUGAAAGCAGAAGUGUCUCAUCCACCAGCAGAUUCACCACACGGGUAUCUGGUUUCUCCAGAGAGCAGAGAUGCAUUCUGAAUAGAAUUGUUGAGGCUUAUCGUAGGUACAUAAUUCAAGACAACACGCACUGCCGGGUGCCUCUGUGGUCAAGUUUGACAAACAGUGUAGAUCUGACUCCUCCUCAGACAGAGAAGCUUUUGCAAUUUUUAAGGAGUGUACCUGGGUUUGAGCUUUUGGAUAGUUCUGACCAGAACACUCUUCUGUCCAGCUCUUCAGUUGAAGUCAUGUUCCUACUCUUAGCUCAGCAGUUCUCUGAGAACCCCACUACUGUUAGCACUGCUUUAUACUCAGCAAAUUUGAAUAACUCAAACCCUGAUUGGGUGAGAACUUUAGAGUCCAAGACUGGGAUCAGGACAUUGACACACUCAGGGUUGAAUGAUGAGUUCUUGAGGUCUGUGGUAAAUUUCCUCCACAGCAUGGAGACUAUUGUGGUAACUGAGGCUGAAUAUGCACUUCUAACAGCGACUGCAGUGUUAUGCUCAGACAGGCCGUCUCUGCGUGCGGUGGGCUGUGUUGAGAACUUACAGGAGUUUGUUUUGGAGCUCUUGUCCCGAGCUUGCUGCUGCUGUAGUCAGGGGACGGCACAAGACCCGCGACGCUUUGCCAGGCUCCUGGGACGGUUGACAGAGCUGAGAACACUACGACACAACCACCUCACCCUUCUCCCACAGCAACCCUGGGGCAUGCAGUCUUGAGACAGCCUUUAGGGAGAGAGAUUUAUGACAUCUGAUCUCUGUUGCAAUACACUUUUAAUUUUUGCCCAGAACAAUAUCCUAGGUCAGUGUACUUUUGGUUACCCAUGUGCAAACAUAGUUUAGUUUAAUAAAAAAAUAAAACCAAUGUAAGCUCCAUGAUGUGAUGAUUUCUUAU